AUGCCAGAACAGAAUUCGGAAAGCGAGGCGCUCCUUAGAGCAGAGGAAUUGCUUCCCCCCAAUAUACUAGACACUUCAACUGGUGUGGAGGGAAUUGUGGCUAAUGAGAUUGCCACCGAAAAUGAACUGACUAAUCGUGUGGAACCUGAAGUAUCCUCAACUUAUGGCGCCGCUUCACAGGCAUCUGAAAAUGAGGAGAACGUAGGCACUUCUAGCUCUCCUAGUGUCUCACUAAGAAGAAAAAAAGUCAAGAAACGUAAGAGUGAACAGUUUGAUGCUUCUGGCUAUGCCGUCCCUCCCCCACAAUUGUAUUUCAUCCUGGGGUCAAUUUUCAUGGGUGCCUUUCUGGCAGCUUUGGAUUCUACGGUGGUGACAACGUUGUUGACGGUGAUAUCCUCCGAUUUGGAUGCCCUUCCAAAGUUCUCCUGGAUUGCAACAUCAUAUUUACUCGCAAUGGCUGCAUUUCAACCACUUUUCGGCAAAUUGAGCGAUAUAUUUGGAAGAAAGUGUCUGCUUAUCCUCUGCAAUCUGCUUUUCUCUUGUGGAUGUCUUAUCUGUGCAUUGCCCAAGCAUUUUGGAGGAACAUUCACCACUUUAAUCGUGGGGAGGUUUCUCACCGGACUGAGCUCUGGUGGCCUAACAACGCUUGGUACAAUCGCCAUGUCAGAUUUGAUCUCGUUGCGUAAGAGAGGUAUUUUUCAAGGUAUUGCCAACAUCUUUUUUGCCCUAGGAGCCUCCACUGGUGGACUUGUUGGUGGAUUCAUAUCUGAUGCAUAUGGUUGGAGAUGGGUAUUCUUAGGACAAGUGCCAUUGGCCUUCAUUGGGGCAGUGGUGGUAUAUUUGUUCAUGAACUUGCCUUCAGGAUCUCUUGGAUUAGGUGCACAAGACACAGAUACAAAAUCCAAGUUAAAAAGAAUCGAUGUACUUGGAAGCGUCACUCUAAUCACUGCUCUGGUAUGUGCGAUGCUGGCAGCAGAUCUAGGUGGACAGAAAUUGCUUUACAAGACGUGGUCCUUUGCAGCUCUGGUUACGGGGUUUGUGGCUUUUUCAUUGGUAUUUGCCUAUGUUGAACUUUACUCCGCUACGGAACCCAUUGUUCCUGUCCGAUUACUUGCCAAUAGAACAGUUCUUGCCUCAUCUCUGGCUAACUGGUUUGGUACCAUGGCAGGAUUUACUUGUCUUUAUUAUAUUCCAAUUUAUUUUACAACUGUUCUGGAGUUUUCGUCCACUGAGAAUGGAUUACGGUUUGUACCCUCCGUCUUUUUGGCUUCUUUAUCGUCAGUUGGGGCAGGGUUCUACAUGAAAUUGACAGGGAAGUACCUUUGGUUUGCAAUUGUGACCUCGUUUUUAUCGAUAGUGGGCGUUAUUCAUGUGGCAUUGAUUACUCCAACGAUUCCAGUUUGGGAUCAGUAUUCCCUACUAAUAUUACCUUACUGUGGUUAUUCUGCCAUGUUGACUGUAACUCUUCUGGCGCUAAUAGCCGCAGUACCUCCAGAACAACAGGCAUCCUCCACUUCCAUCCAAUACGCCUUCCGUUCGACAGGGUCAACUUUAGGAAUGUCCCUGGCUUCUGCAUUUUUUCAAUCAGUGCUGAUUCGGAAUCUUCCUACCAGGUUGCAAGACGCAGCUCCUCCCGAUGUUUCCCCCAAAGUUCUGAAAAAAGUGAUAAAGAAUGCUUUAAGUAAUGGUGAGUAUGUGAGAGUUGCUCCAGAGUGGGCCAUUAAUCCCAUUAAAAGCACGUACGAAUCUAGUUGUAAGGCUGCCUUCUUAUUUGCACUGGUAACCGUGACAUUGGGAUUUAUCAGUAUAUGUUUUGUUAAAGAACAUAAGCUACACACUAAUAUUGCUAGAAAAUAG
Komagataella phaffii GS115 is the source of this 1857-nucleotide messenger RNA. RefSeq names its product Permease of basic amino acids in the vacuolar membrane. The coding region runs from base 1 to 1857 and encodes 618 amino acids. Gene Ontology annotation, molecular function: basic amino acid transmembrane transporter activity. The transcript has a single exon. Gene Ontology annotation, cellular component: fungal-type vacuole membrane. Lineage: Eukaryota; Fungi; Ascomycota; Pichiomycetes; Pichiales; Pichiaceae. Gene Ontology annotation, biological process: transmembrane transport; basic amino acid transport. The record is from RefSeq and is a predicted model, not a curated record.